AUGUUUAAGUCAGAGUGGCUUAGUCGCAAAUUAGCAGACGGUUUGAACGCGUGUCUUACAGAUAUGCCAGCUGCUGAUAAUAAUGCAGUGUUUGGGGCAAUAACUGCUUAUUUUUUCGGUCUGAUCAAUCCGCAUUUCUCCAACAGAUUUUUCAUUCGCGAGGUAUUCAAUAUGGUGAUGGGAGUGGUUGUUCUUUCGUCUAUAUACAAUAUGCACAACUUCCUGCUGAUUCUCUCGGGCGCUCCUCUGAAUUUGGUCCUGUCUUAUGUCCCUGCAAAAAAUAAGAAAACUCGGACAAAGAUGUUCCUGAUUUUUAAUCUACUAUAUGUGCUGGUAGCAUAUGCCGUAUACGACACCAAAGACACAAACCCGUUCCUGACAAUAUCUGCCUUUUUUAUGAAGUAUAUAUACAUUAGCAUGGAGUAUGUGCCCAGGAGCAACGGAUUUAUGGGGUACUUUGGAUACAUCUUCUUUGUUCCAGGGAUAAGAUACGGUCCUGUGAUGUCGUACAGUGCCUACGACAGAUGGCUCAAUGCAGGGUAUAUGUACCUAGCAGAAACAUGCGAAAAAAAAGAGAUAACAGAGUUUAUCGGGAACACAACAGAUCCAAAGACAAUAGAAGACAGAAAAGAAGACUUUGUCAUGCAUAGGUACAGCAAGCUAAUAACAAAUUCUGUUGGGAACUUUGUUUCUUCCAUUGCCUUCAUCAUUGCCUACAGACAGGUAGAGAGUGUGUUUAUGAAUGCCAGCAGAGCACUAACAGGCCAGAUGGGAUACUCUUUUGAGCUCCCCAUCUUUUACAUGUACAGACUGUUCUACAUUGGUGCUCUGUGGGCAUCAGAGCAGGCUGUAUAUCAGAUUGGGUUUAUAGACAAUAUGAAGAACGUGAAGAUAAGCCCUUUCCUGGCCUUCUGGAAGAACCAAGACCUCUUUGGGCGGUGGAACAUACAGGGCCACAAGUUCAUGCACAGAUUAGUCAGUUACCUAUCGGAGAAAGACAAGAAACAUGAUGGAAAAGAGACUAAAGAAGAGAAAAAAGCAGAAAAUGAUCUUUCUCAAAAGCCGUUUGACCUAAAAGAGCACAUAAAAAUAUCACUGCUCUCGUACACCCAUCUGCUCUUCUUCCCUGCGCACUUUGGAUCGGUGUUUCUGUCUUUAGUCCUGGUGUUUAUUAUGGGAUUCGUUAAAGAAAUGCCCGUGGCCAUGGGCAGUAAUGAAACGUACAGAUUCAUAGAGCUUUUGGGCGUAUGGAUUGGCCGAUUGUUUGUUUUUUCGUACUUUUUGCUGCCUGCUGUGUCCUCACCCCGAGAGACGCUUUGGAUUUGGAGGAAAGCCCUUGCCUAUGGACACUUUGCGUGUGUUUCUGGGAUUGUUGAGAAAGUGCUAGAGGAGAAAAACAGAAGCUUGCAGGAUUCAGAGAUAAAGGUCGUUCCAGCAGAAGAAAUAUCCUCAACCAAAGAAAAAACAGAGAAAAAAAAGGAUACAAGAAAAACAGUAGAGAAAACCACUGAAAAAGCUGAAACUAGUGCAUAA
Molecule: messenger RNA, 1533 nt
Organism: Nematocida minor
Lineage: Eukaryota; Fungi; Microsporidia
Exons: 1
Coding region: 1-1533 (510 amino acids)
Source: RefSeq, a predicted model, not a curated record